Molecule: messenger RNA, 891 nt
Organism: Penicillium nucicola
Lineage: Eukaryota; Fungi; Ascomycota; Eurotiomycetes; Eurotiales; Aspergillaceae
Product: aldo/keto reductase
Exons: 3
Coding region: 1-891 (296 amino acids)
Molecular function (GO): oxidoreductase activity, acting on NAD(P)H as acceptor
Source: RefSeq, a predicted model, not a curated record
AUGGCAGGCACAAUCGGUAGUAUUCCCACGUUGAAGCUCAAUGAUGGUGUCUCGAUUCCUGUCCUUGGAUAUGGCACUGGCACCGCAUGGUUUAAGAAGUCGGCAGAUAGUGGAAUCAACCGUGACUUGGUUGAGUCCAUCAAGACGGCAGCCAAACUAGGAUAUCAUAACCUCGACGGAGCUGAAGUUUAUCAAACCGAGGAGGAACUUGGAUUGGCCAUCAAAGAGAGUGGGAUUCCUCGAGAGAAACUCAUUGUGACGACCAAAGUCAUUACCAAUAUCGCCGAUAUUCCUCGGGCCAUCGACAUCAGUCUGCGAAAGCUCCAGCUUGAUUAUGUUGAUCUGUACUUAAUUCAUGCUCCAUUCUUCGCAAAUACCGAGGCCGAACUUCAGGCUGCCUGGGCUGCCAUGGAAAAAGUCAAAGAAUCUAAAAAGGCCCGCUCCAUUGGUGUAUCGAAUUUCCUACAAAGCCAUCUGGAAACCAUCCUCGAGACUGCCAAAAUUGUCCCAUCUGUGAACCAAAUUGAGUUCCAUCCCUACCUCCAGCAUGGCAACUUGAUCUCUUUCCACGAGAGCAAAGGCAUUAAGACUAUCAGUUAUUCUGGCCUGACGCCGACUACUCGUGCUAAAGGUGGGCCUCUGGACCCUUUGCUUACCUCCUUGGCCACCAAGUACGCCGUCAGUGAGGCGGAAAUCUUGCUUCGCUGGACUAUUGACCGUGGCUGUAUAGCCGUUACAACCAGUGGCAAAGAGUCACGCAUGAGCAGCUAUCUUCGGACGUUGACUUUCAAGCUAACGCCUCAGGAGCUCGAAGAAAUCUCAAAGGUUGGCGAACAGAAACAUUACCGAGCAUUCUGGCAGGAUAAAUAUGCGCAAGACGAUCGAUCAUAG